AGGAAUUUUACGAGCAAUGUAUUCCAUAAUAAUUGUUAAUUUCUAAUAAAAUUCAGCCUUUUUCAGAAUUCAGAAGUCAGAAGCAUAUGGAAGUGCAACAAUGUGUUUCAUAAAUCCCUCUCUACUUUUUCGAAAAAAAUAGCUGCGGCUCAAUUUUUUUGAAAGAUUAAUUGAAUUUAUGGAAGUUUUAUGCCUGUGCAAGUUCUCUACAAUACAAUCAUACAAUGGAUGAAUGCAAACAGAUCCACGUGUAAUCAACAUAACCAUUUCCUAACGCUUCUCUUCGAGUUAUUUAUACAUCGUCUUUUGAAGAAUAUCUGAGACAGAUCAUUGGAAGAUGGGUAAACUAUUCGUGGCAUCUAACCUAACCACGUUCUCUUGUGAUUCUUGUCUCAGAAAUAGAGCAUUCCCAUGCCGGGAUCAUAUUAUUCAAGAUGAAGGAUGUAUCCAAAUUAAAUCUGAAGUGUUCCGGAAGUGUUGCAUAAUUUUCAACGUAGGUAAAGAAGUGGUCGAAUGUGCGUCAACGAAGUGUUUUGAAUAAUUGAAAGUGUGUUUUUGUGUGUUGUUCGCGAUUUCUGCCGAAAGCAUGGUCAAAACGAAACGAAAUCAAUCGCCACCUUUUUCUCCAUCGAAAGUGGACCUCUCAAUGAAUACCGUUAGCGAAAUCGUCCAAGCAGCUAGCAGCGCAGUGCUACUGCCGGAAAUAUCGAAGUUUACGGGUGAGGUGUCUGCUACUGAAGCAAAAGAAUGGUUGAAAAGCGUCGAAAAUCAAGGCCUGAUCGGUGGUUGGAAUAACCUACAAAAGCUGGAAACUGCGAAGCGAUUACUUACGAAAGCAGCCAAAAGUUGGUAUCUACUCAAUGCGGACGAUAUCAAAUCGUGGUCCGAUUUUCGAAGUUGUUUUUGGGAAACGUUUAUUGGCGAAGAUGAUGGAAACGUGGUUGACAAGUGGGAACGUUUCUCCGCGCGAUGUCAACAAGAUAACGAAUCAUCAAUCGAAUACAUCUUCGAUAAGCUGCGUUUAGCUAAAGAUGUUGGUGCAUCCGUUGCAGAAUCGAAAAAUGCUGUUUGUGCUGGGUUUAAGUCCGAAGAUAUGGCGAAUUAUCUACGUAUUUACGAUUAUUCGAAAGCUGCCGAUUGGAGCAAACGACUUCGUGAAUUUGAAUCUAGUAAAUCGAAACCUGACGUUGCUGAAAGUGAAAACGAAAAACCGGUUGUUCCUGAUCCUGAAACGAAAAAGUCCGAAUCUGUCCUUCUGGUCAAUACAGCGUUAGGUGUUGAUCGUGAAAAAUAUGUGAAAACGGCUGUUAUCAACGGAAAAACGAUUUCGGGAGCGUUGAUCGAUAAUGGUAGUAGCGUAUGUGUGAUGCGAGCGUCAACUGCAGUCACCCUGUGCGAAACUAUUCAACCCCCUUCGAAUACGAGAAUUUUCGGCGUUGGUAAUUUGGAAAACGGAUCGGAAGUACUUGGUAAAAUCGUAGGUACGGUCUCAGUCGAUGGUGUGGCAGUACCCGAAACGGAAAUUCUAAUCCUCCGUGAUAAUGCGUUACCUGUUCCUCUCGUCAUUGGCUGUUCUUGGAUCGAAAACCCGAAUGUUGCGAUGAUCAAGUGGAAAGAUCAAUUUAUCAUCACACAGGCGAAUCGUGUGUCGUUAAACGAAAAUAGUGUCGUGUUUAGUGCCGAAAAAUCGCCGUGUAACAUCGUUGAAACGUCUGUCAACUUCGUUCGAGUCGAAAACGCCGGCAAAAUUGCUGAAAAGAGUGAAAUUCGUGUUCGUAAUCGGAAAAGGAAGCGAAAACCAGUUCGUGAAAAAUCGUUUAUUGUUAGUGAUAAGCGCGAUAAUUGUCGUUUUUGUUUUUCGGAGGAAAAUUGUACCAUUUCCCCGGAGUUGCGUUCGCCGAAAUUUCGUAAAAAGUGCGUGAAUCGGUGUGUUGAGGACAACACACACUGCAGAAUGGCCGAGUGUGGUAAACCUCACGGGUAAUUCCCGGUAAUUACGCUCGUUGUGUCUCUCUCCUCGUGUGUACGUGAUGUACGAGUAUUCUUGUUAUGAUAUUCGAAGCGUUAAGAUGUAAUAAUUAUAUUCCUUGUUAUUUUUUUUAUAAAAAACGUUAUUAAUUGUUCGUUAAUUGUUAAUAUGUUUCCUACAAUUCAGCCGAUUUAAGUAUUUAUAUUCAUUUUAUGUUUUGUUAAAUUAUCUUUCAAUUUAAGUUUGAAGUGUUUCCAUAUCCAGAACGUCUUUGGUAAAGAUUAGGUAAUUGAUUGCUGAAGUGAAACGUGUGCAAUAGCUCAAAGAAGCUCUUUUAUCGGGAUGGAAGAAUCCUCCAAUUGAAUCUGCAUUGGCAAUUGAACAGAAGCGAAAGCUAAUAGCAAACUUGGCUUGAUUUGUAGAGGAAGAAAUGAUAUAGAUAACUAGUAGAAGAGAAGAAAAAUUAUGUCUACCUCCAUUCUACAUUAUAGCUUACGAUAUAAGCUUUUGUUUUACGAAAAACUAGAGAUAUUUUUGCAUCAAGGAAGAAAAAACAAGAUUUUCUGGAAAUGUGGACCAAAAAAUUCGGGUGUAAACUUGUAAAAAAUAAGAUAAAAGUGCUAGAUAGCAAAUUAGUCGGAAGCCUCGUCAGUUUCGCAUUUUCGCUUCAUCCAUAUCGAGGGUUUCAUCGUCUUCGUAUUGUUCGCCGGAAUUAGUCUCAAUAUAGAGGAUGUUCAUCUGUUAUGCCACUUUUUAAAUUAUAUACCUAGCUGUUCACGAUCAAAUUAAUCUAAAUG
This is a messenger RNA of Planococcus citri (citrus mealybug), 2766 nucleotides long. RefSeq lists its product as uncharacterized. The coding region runs from base 587 to 1984 and encodes 465 amino acids. The transcript has 7 exons. The record is from RefSeq and is a predicted model, not a curated record. Lineage: Eukaryota; Metazoa; Arthropoda; Insecta; Hemiptera; Pseudococcidae.